Molecule: messenger RNA, 617 nt
Organism: Lactuca virosa
Lineage: Eukaryota; Viridiplantae; Streptophyta; Magnoliopsida; Asterales; Asteraceae
Source: the annotation of a GenBank genome assembly
CGCUUCGUUCCCUCAAAUGACUUCCCCAAAUUUUCCGCUUCGUUCUCUCAAAUAUUCGGCUAGGUUUUGCACUCCCGCUUAAUUACGUCGCGCCUCCCAUCUCCCACACCUUCUCGUUUUCUGCCUUCCACUCCAUUCUAGGGUUUGAAGCUGGAGCGUAUCUCACGUCAACCUCCAAAGACCACUGCCGCCGUUCUUCAGCCCUGCCCCUCCGCUAGCGCCGCUUGAAUCGCUCCCCUUAGGCCGUUACCAAUUAACCAUAAAUACCAUAGCAGGCUUCAAUCGUUCUGUUCAAUCGAAGCUUCAAUCGCUCCUGUCAUCGUUUUGUUCAGUCAGUAGGCUCAGCCGAAGGUUCAAACCUGCUCAAUCGACGGCUAACCAUGCUCAAUCGCCGGCCAAACCUGCUCAAUCGAAAGCAAACUCAAGAUAACUUAAAAUCGUUCUUCGAAUUCAAGUCACAAGUUCUCCAACGAGUAAACGCCACCAUCCGAGGGAGUAGUCGCCACCGGAGAAUCCACCACCCAUCAACGUCGUUUGUUCUCCGUUUGUCGAGACUCACAGGUGGUUGUAUCAUGGAGUAUUGGAAACACGUUCCUGCAUUUCAGCCUUGCAAGUGA